This is a messenger RNA of Saimiri boliviensis boliviensis (Bolivian squirrel monkey), 930 nucleotides long. RefSeq names its product LSM10, U7 small nuclear RNA associated (gene LSM10). The record is from RefSeq and is a predicted model, not a curated record. NCBI's taxonomy places the organism in Eukaryota, Metazoa, Chordata, Mammalia, Primates, Cebidae. Gene Ontology annotation, molecular function: U7 snRNA binding; histone pre-mRNA DCP binding. Gene Ontology annotation, cellular component: cytoplasmic U snRNP body; nuclear body. Gene Ontology annotation, biological process: mRNA 3'-end processing by stem-loop binding and cleavage.
AUUCUGGGGAUUGUAGUUUCUCCGGGCCGCCGUGACUCGAUCCGCACACUGACGCAGUCCGCUCCGGGAGGACAGAGCGGCCCGGUCGCCGGCAUGGUGUCUCUGUCCUGCUGCGGCCGGCGGGAGGCAAUCCGGCCAGGCGCCCGCUAGCUACGGCGGCGACCCAGACGGGGAAAGUGGAAGGAAUGCCGCGUGCAAGCAGACAGCCAGUGUGGAAGAAUGGCGGUGAGCCACUCAGUAAAGGAGCGGACCAUCUCUGAGAACAGCCUGAUCAUCCUGCUGCAGGGCCUCCAGGGCCGGGUAACCACAGUGGACCUGCGGGAUGAGAGCGUGGCCCACGGACGCAUAGACAAUGUCGAUGCUUUCAUGAACAUCCGCCUGGCCGAAGUCACCUACACGGACCGUUGGGGACAUCAAGUCAAGCUGGAUGACCUCUUUGUGACGGGCCGCAAUGUCCGUUACGUCCACAUCCCAGAUGAUGUGAACAUCACCUCCACCAUUGAGCAGCAGCUGCAGAUUAUCCAUCGUGUGCGGAACUUUGGUGGCAAGGGCCAAGGCCGGUGGGAAUUUCCCUCCAAAAACUCUAAGUGACGCCCUCGGCAAGGCUGGCCCCAACUUGGGUUCCUCUGGUGUUCUCCGGAGCCAGCUCUCUGCCCUCACACCCUGUCUGGAACCUGAGAAGAGAGCAGGGCCAGCCCAGAAGCUGGUGUCCAACAGACCACCUGUCAAAGCUGCCUUUCACAGGGUUCCACGUCCUAGACUCAGUCUGGGACCCAGAAUCCUGUCUAUCUGUGGCCUUGGGGUAGGUGACAAUCCCCCUUUUUGAUGAUCUGAAUCUCUGACUUCUUGAUUAUGUAAUCUGUCAAGUAGUUUUCAGUUCUCUCAGUGAGGAUAAUUAAAGGUGCUCAGCCUGAGCCACCUCUAACUGUC